AGAUGGAUUUAUUUUUUGUCCUCAUUCAGGUCUUUUUUUGCAUGUUUGGAGUGUCUCAUACUUUUUGCUGUCUCACAUUUAUUCAAGUAUUUUUCUACUCUGCCAGAACUAAUUUAGAUAAAGCUUUCUAAAAAAUCACAUAUAAAAAAGGGCAUACUUUCUGUUAGAGCAUGUGUUUGUUGUUGAUUCUAGAUUUAGAAUAGUGUUAAGGCCUGAAAUGAGUCUCUCAAUAGCAAGUUAUGUUUGUGAGAGUUAAGAGAUGGAAACCUUCUUCUUCUGUGUUUACUGUUUCCUGGCUGCAUGUUCUUGAAGAUGUCUUUAUCGCUGGCUGAACUUUUUAAAUCUAAAAUGGGUUACGUUGAAAGUAUUAAGUCAAAUCUGUGGAGACACAACAAUUGUAGUGCCUAGUUGUAUGCACUGUACUUCCUUUCUGGUACAAAGAGGCAAUAGAGCAGUGGGUUGUAAUGCCAACAGGUAUCAUUGGGAGUGCUGUUGGGUUAAAAAGAGGAGACUUACAUUAAUUUGGAGAUUUCAGAGUUCACAGAAGAAAUACACAGAACAGAACAGAAUCUGGCAGUGCUUCAGUGGGUGCUUCCUAUCCUUACUGCUUAGAGAGAGUUCGCGUGGAGCCGAAGAAAAGUCCCACGGCAGCAGUGAGGGUUGCGAUGAGCCACUCUCUCUGGGGGGGAAGAGAGGGAUGAACGUUUGCAGUAGGCCUCUGCAGCUGUCCCUGUUACACGUGCUUUGAAAAUGGUCUUUCCUAAGUGUAACACUGAGGAAAUAUCUCAGACACACACUGCGCUGUGUGUCCGUCUGAGCUCAAAUUGCCUUAUGCUGAUCAGAUGCUAUGUCAGAGAGGAGAGAAGAAAACAGAAUUUCUGGCAGAGCGGAAAGAACAAGAUUCUGGUUUCAAGCAUCUCAGUCCAGAUGCUGUCAGAUACUGAGAGCUGACCCUGAACCCGCCGGAAGGGAUCGUAGCAGGUCCCAUGAAUGAAGAGAACUUCUUUGAGUGGGAAGCUCUGAUUAUGGGUCCUGAAGACACCUGUUUCGAGUAUGGGGUUUUCCCUGCUAUUCUGAGCUUUCCACUCGACUACCCGUUAAGUCCUCCGAAGAUGAGGUUCACGUGCGAGAUGUUCCAUCCGAACAUUUACCCAGAUGGGAGAGUUUGCAUCUCUAUUCUUCAUGCUCCUGGGGAUGAUCCCAUGGGAUAUGAGAGCAGCGCUGAGCGGUGGAGUCCUGUGCAGAGUGUGGAAAAGAUCCUCUUGUCGGUUGUUAGCAUGCUGGCAGAGCCAAAUGAUGAAAGUGGAGCCAAUGUAGACGCCUCGAAGAUGUGGCGAGAAGACAGAGAACAAUUUAACAAAAUUGCCAAGCAGAUUGUGCAGAAGUCACUUGGACUUUAAGCUCACA
This is a messenger RNA of Haliaeetus leucocephalus (bald eagle), 1407 nucleotides long. RefSeq names its product ubiquitin-conjugating enzyme E2G 2 (gene UBE2G2). The transcript is spliced from 6 exons. The coding region runs from base 987 to 1400 and encodes 137 amino acids. The record is from RefSeq and is a predicted model, not a curated record. Lineage: Eukaryota; Metazoa; Chordata; Aves; Accipitriformes; Accipitridae. Gene Ontology annotation, cellular component: endoplasmic reticulum; cytosol.